AUGUUUUUGAAAAGCGGCAUCGAGAAAAUACUCGCCGAUCGCGAUAUAAAGCGAAAAGAAAAUCUACAAUUGAAAAAGGCGUGUGAGAGUGCGCUGGAGGAAUUAAAAGCUGGCGAAGAGGAAAUUCCAUCGAGCGCAACGAACGGCGAAGUCCUGCCCGAUGCGUCAAGCAACGUCGAAGCCGAUCGAUAUUUUCUGCCGUUUGAGCUUGCGUGUAACUCGAAAAGCCCGAAAAUCGUUAUAACCGCGUUGGAUUGCCUACAGAAAUUAAUUGCGUAUGGCCAUUUGACUGGUAGAGGCGCCGACAUAUCGAAUCCGGAAAGAAAAUUGAUUGAUAGAAUUGUUGAAGCGAUAUGCGCUGCGUUUGUCGGCCAAGGAACCGAUGAAACUGUGUUGUUGCAAUUAAUAAAGGCGGUGCUCGCCGUUGUUCUCAGCACCCAUUGCGAAGUGCACGAGGCGUCGCUUCUGCUCGCCGUUCGAACAUGCUUCAACAUCUACCUAACGUCGAAGAGUCCAAUAAAUCAGGCGACCGCAAAAGGCACCCUAACCCAAAUGAUCAAUACCGUAUUUGGGAACAUGGAAAAGUUUGGGAAUAUGAAAGACGACAACACAAUCGUGAAAGAAGUUGUUGAAAUGCUUGUGACGACGACAAUCGAAAUGGUAAUUUCGGACGAGAAGAGUGAAGGUGGAACAAGGAAAGGAGGCUCGACGAUUGCUGAGAGCGAAGCCGUGCAAGAUGAUCAACAAUUGAAUUUUGUCAAUGUUUAUCAGAAGGAUGCGUUCCUCGUGUUUCGCGCGUUAUGCGUUCUGGCGCAGAAGGAAGAGGGCGACGUGAACGACAUACGAAACACGCAUCUUCGCUCGAAACUUCUCGCUUUGGAAAUGCUUCUUCUCGUUCUUCAGAACUCGUCGGAAGUGCUGCAGAAUUCGCAGCCAUUCAUCAUUUUAAUCAAAAAAUCGCUUUGUGUCGCCCUCUCAAGAAAUGCGGUUUCGUCGAAUGUUCAGGUGUUUGAAAAAUCGUUGGCGAUUUUUGUGGAGCUUCUCGACAAAUUCAAAGCGCACUUAAAAAUGCAAAUCGAGGUUUUCUUCAAGGAGAUCAUUCUAUCGAUGCUUGAAUCCAAUACGUGCCCUUUUGAGCAAAAAUGGAUUGUGUUGAACACGAUUGGCAAAAUUCUUGCCAAUCCACAAUCCGUUGUUGAUAUGUUUGUAAAUUAUGAUUGUGAUAUGACGUCGCAUAAUUUAUUCAAAAGUAUCGUCGAGGUGGUCUCGAAGACGACGCGAACCGCUAUCAAUGAUAAUUCGACGGUUGCCCAGAAGGAGAGAGAGCGAGCCAUGCGUUUAUUGGGAUUGAGCUGUUUGACGGACCUUCUUCAAUGUCUCGUCGAUUGGUUCCAAGUGUGCGACGUCGCGAAAUUGAGCUGCGACAUGAAUAUUUCGGAUCCGGCCGAACGCGAUCACACCGAAGAUUUUGUGAAGUUUGAGAAUCUCAAACAGAAAAAGGAUCUCAUGGAGCAGGGAAUUAUGAUGUUCGCGCAGAAGCCGAAGAAAGGUUUGAAGUUCCUCCAAGAUCACGGAUUCGUUGGAACCGAGCCGGUCGAAAUCGCCGAGUUUCUCAUGAAGGAAGAGCGAUUAGACAAGACGGUGGUUGGCGAUUAUCUUGGCGAUCACGACGAGUUCAACAAACAAGUGAUGUACGCGUACGUCGACGAUCUCGAUUUCUCAUCGCUCGACAUUGUCUCGGCGCUUCGAAUGUUUUUGGAGAAGUUCCGAUUGCCCGGAGAAGCGCAGAAAAUUGAUCGGCUGAUGGAGAAAUUCGCGUCGAGAUAUUGCGAUUGUAAUCCGAGCUUGAGCAUUUUCGCGUCGGCCGAUACCGCCUAUGUGUUGGCCUACUCGAUCAUUCUACUCACUACCGAUUUGCACAGUGCGCAAGUGAAAAACAAGAUGACGAAAGAGCAAUAUAUCAAUAUGAAUCGCGGAAUCAACAAUGGCGGCGAUAUGCCGUCGGAUUUGCUUGCGGCGAUUUAUGAUGAUAUAUCGAAAAAUGAGAUCAAAAUGAAGGCGGGUGCGAGUAAAUUGUUGAGAUCCACCGGCGCCAUUUCGAAUUCGGCCAGCGACAAACAGCGUCGCGCGAUGGCCACACUUGAGCUGGAGGCGAUGAGCGAGACGGCGAGGACGCUGAUGGAAAGCGCUUCUGACGCCGACGCGAAUUUCACGCAGGCUCAACAUCAGCAUCAUGUUCGGCCGAUGUUCAAAAUAUGUUGGACGCCGUGCCUCGCCGCGUUCAGCGUCGGCGUUCAAAUGUCCGACGAUGAGGAGGAAUGGUCGCUUUGCUUGCGCGGAUUUCGUCUUGGUGUCCGCGCCGCGUGUGUUCUCAAUUCGACACUUGAGCGAAACGCGUUUAUACAAGCUCUCGCCCGUUUUACACUAUUAACCGCCAAAAAUUCGUUGGCUGAAAUGAAAGUGAAGAAUAUUGAGGCCAUCAAGCUGCUCUUACUCAUUGGUGAUGAGGAUGGCGACUAUCUUGAAGAGAACUGGCUUGACGUAAUGAAGUGCAUGAGCUCAUUGGAGCUCGUCCAGCUCAUCGGAACGGGUUUGAAUAGUGUGUCAAGAGAUGGCGAUAGUAGUAGACAAUAUGUUCUAAAAAAUACGGGUGGUCUCGAUGAGCGAACGUUGGCGAAUUUGCAAGACGCUCUUGGCGAGACGUCGUCACAAUCGGUCGUCGUCGCCGUCGAUCGCAUAUUCAACGGCAGCUCGAAAUUGUCGGCCGACGCGAUUGUGCAUUUUGUGAAGGCGUUGUGCGCGGUGUCUCGCGACGAAUUGUCGCAAGCGGCCUCGCCGCGAAUGUUCUUGUUGGGCAAAAUGGUCGAGGUGGCCUUCUAUAAUAUGAAUCGGAUUCGCCUCGAAUGGAGCCGAAUUUGGAAUGUGAUCGGCGAGCACUUCAACAUGGCCGGUUGUAACGCGAACGAGGCGGUUGCCUACUUCUCGGUUGAUGCUCUACGACAGCUGUCGAUGAAGUUUCUCGAGAAGGGCGAAUUGCCGAAUUUUCGAUUUCAGAAGGACUUUUUGAGGCCGUUUGAGGUGAUAAUGGCACGAAAUGGGAGUCCUCAAACGCGAGACCUUGUCGUUCGAUGUUGCACCCAUCUGAUUGAGGCGCACUCGGCGCAAUUGAAAUCGGGAUGGCAGAAUUUGUUCUCGGUGUGGACGAUUGCGGCCGGCGAUUCUCACAUGGAUAUUGUCGAGACGUCGUUCAACGCGGCGUCGCACGUCAUCGAGACGCGAUUCAAAGAGGACUUUCCGGCGUUUCUCGACUCGUUCCAAGAAGCGUUGAAAUGCCUUCAAGAGUUUGCGUGCAACGCGAAUCUGCCCGACAUGAACAUGGAAGCGAUUCGGCUGAUUCGCGUUUGCGCCGAAUACGUGUCGCUGAAUCGCGAGAGGAUCGACGAGGUCGCGCGCGACGACACGCACGUGAUCAGCGCCGAUCAGCACGUGUGGCUUCGCGGUUGGUUUCCGAUAUUCUUCGAGUUGAGCUGCAUCAUCAAUCGCUGUAAACUUGACGUGCGCACGAGAAGUCUGACGGUGAUGUUCGAGAUAAUGAAAUAUCAUGGGAAGGACUUCCGCGCGGAAUGGUGGCGCGAUCUUCUCGAAAUCGUUUUUCGGAUAUUCGAUCACGCGAAAAUGGAUGAGCACCGGAGUGAUAAGCGCGAAUGGAUGAGCACGACGUGCAAUCACGCGAUGCUCUCCGUUGUCGACAUAUUCACACAGUAUUUUGAUUUGCUCUCGGUUCACGCGCUUCCGAUGAUCUACCGGCAAUUUGCGAUAUUCAUAAGACAGCAAAAUGAGCAACUGGCUCGUUGCACCAUCAGCUGUCUCGAAUCGUUGAUCCUGCAGAAUGGCGAGAUGUUCACCGAAGAUAUGUGGGAUCAGACGAUUGAGUUGAUACGCGAGCUGUUCGCGGCGACAUUGCCGAAAUCGCUUCUGACAUGGGAGCCGGCAAAGAAUAGCGGCGGCGGCAAAGAUGAGUACAUGAAUGGCGGCAGCGACGCGCUUUUCUCCGAGCAAAUCGUGUUUUGUGUUGUGCAAAACGAGCUUGUCGAAGCGGUCACACGAAUCGUUUUAGGCGUCAAAAAGAAUGAUUCUCAAAAAGCGUUUGAAGCGAAUGAGGCGAACACGGGAUUGUUUGCGAGCAUGUCGCCGAAACUAUUAUUGAGUAUAUGCGAUGCGCUAGCCGAAAGUCAGAAGCUCGCCAAACAAUUUAACGACAAUAAUGGGCAGCGGACAUUAUUGUGGAAGGCUGGACUUCGCGGUUCGAGCAAACCGAAUUUGAUCAAUCAAGAGACGCGAUCGUUGAGCGCGAUGCUUGCGAUUGUUCUCCGAUUGAUGUAUGAUGAGCGAGCGAAGGAGCACAGCGAUGAAGUUGGGAAGCGUGUGUUAGAAGUUGUCUCAUUGGCACUUUCGGGCUAUGGAGAAGCGGAAUCCGAAUCGCGACGAAGCGCCUACGGGCCGGUGAUAUGUGAGCUGCUGCGCGAAUGCAUCCGAUUACCGCCGCAUAUGAUUCCGUUGCUUGGCGAUGAGUUCCCAACAAGGUUAUGCGAUCUUGUGGAGACCGCCGAAGGUCAAACAAUGCGCAAACUUCUCGCCGAGCUUCUCCGAAUUCUAAUGCAUCUUCGAAAAGAGGAGGCGCCGAAAAUGAAUGGAACGCGUUGA
Messenger RNA from Caenorhabditis bovis, 4704 nucleotides. Lineage: Eukaryota; Metazoa; Nematoda; Chromadorea; Rhabditida; Rhabditidae. The record is from the annotation of a GenBank genome assembly.